GUUAUCUGUGGCAGUGCCGGCCCCUCAUCCCUCUGAGUGGGUUUCUGAGGAAUGCUGGAACAGGAUGGAGGAGUUCCAAAGGGGGAGUGACGAGAUAGAGACAGACUGACACUGGGAGAGAGAGAGAGAGAGAGAGAAAGAGAGAGAGAGAGACAGAGAGAGAGAGUCUAUAUAUACAUCCCGAUGAGGCUGGUGCGCACAGGCACAGCUGGACUACUGGAUAACUGGACUGCAGCCCGCUGGAUAUUUAGCUACAAAGGCACCAGCAAAGCCUCUGGCAGGGGAAAACACAUUUAGUUAGUUAGUCUGAAAUAAAUAAUACAAAGAUGAACAGUGUGGCAGAUUGGCUCGUGCAGAACAGGGACAAGAUCGAGAAAGGUGUGGAGAUCAUGGGGCAAGCCUCCGAGGUGCUCGCUGCCACAGUGGGCCAGCUACACCCUGUCUUGGAGGCUGUGUUCAUGGCUUCAGCCGAAAUACUCAGCAACCCGGACAGCAAAGAGGCUCGCUACCUGACUCAGCAGUUCGAACUGGUCAACCAGAAACUCGAGGGAAUCCAAGAUGAGAUUGAUCAAAUUGCUCGGGAGCUGCAGAGGACAUCAAUGAACAAGCAGAACUUUGAUCGAGAGGCACAGAUGCUGAGCCAGUAUGAAAAGUUCCAGGACUUUGUCAACGCCAAGCCAAAGUUCAAAGAGAAGAAGAUGGAGAAGUUCAUUAGCCAUUACGAGAACACCGAUGCUGAUUUGAACUUGGAUGCACUCUACAAUGCUGUCACUGGGGAGAACACCUCAGGAGAUCCAAUGCUGGAAACGGUAUUGGCCACAGAGCAGAGAAGCAGAAGGGCAGUUGAGGAUUUCUGUGCCCGGCUGAAGAAGCUCUUUGUGGUGGGCAUUAUUGCCGUCAUGGGCCAUUCCGCCCUCAAGGAAGGAGUGGUGGGGGAAGAGAUGGUGAAGAAGUGGCAGGGGCGGAUGGAGGAUGUAGAGAAUCGAAUGAAAGCAGCUGUGGAUGACUGUACAGAGAACUUCGCCGAUCAAGCCAAGUUAGACUUGGAGCACCUGCUUCAGGAGAAUCCCGGCACUGUCGACCGCGAGUUCACCAAAUCCCUUCUGGAUUCGCUCGUUAAGAAAUACGACUGGGUGAACUGGUCCAUCAGGGCCUUCGGCAACAGGGAGCGCAUUUUCUUUUUCAACUGGCUGGCCGGGAAGAAGUGCCACGGAAGUGGAGGAGCCAAUUGGUUUGACAUUUUGACCAAGAGCAAGAUCAAAGUGGUGGUCUCUUUCUGUGUUGACCCCAAGCCCAUUAACAAGAGUCAGAUCCAGGAGCAGAUUGAGAGUCAGAAGAUGAAGGGGGAUAUGAUGGCAGUGGCUCUGGCUUUGAAUAAGAGCUUCCCCAACUGCCUGGUCCAUGCUGUCAGCCAUUACAAGGAGGUGGUGGAGACCAACAACUUCCAUGAGGAUUGUUACUACUAUGGAAAACACAAAAGAGCCUACCUGUGCAUCCACCCCGAGUAGGCUCACAGAAAAGGUGCAGCCACAUGCAUCCGCAAGAAAUGAGCUACACAUAAAUUCAUGAAUGUCUUUACCAGAGAAAUUGUUUUUCAUUAAAUAUAGAAAUAUACUCAUGAAUAGUGUCUGUAUAAAUACAUAAUCUGCUCUUUGAGAGCUCUGGUAUGUGAUAUAUUGUCUUACUUGUAAUGAUUUUUAUUCUUUGACGUAUAUAUCUUUCAUCUCUUGAUGAUACAGCACCUUCAGGGUGUUUUUUCACAGUCGUUCAUCUUCAUGCCAGCUUUGACUUAAUGUUAUGAAAUUUAUAAUGAUUCUGUCCUCAUUGGAUUGUUAUUAGGAUUGGGCAAUAUGAGGAUGUUAGUCUGUUAUAGCAGCCAGAGACUUUACCAUACCAAGGCACCCUUCCCCUUUAAUUCCCUUUGGACCAUUGUGGGCAGUGUGGUAAAUCAAAUUUGUUUUGCAUUAAGUCAAUUUGACGCAGCACCCUAAUUUGUCAGUUUGGGUUAUUGUGAGUUUUAUAGUUCAUCAUUGGCCUUUGAAAGUUUUGUCAGCUGUUGAUUCUGAUAUCAAACAUAAACUAUCAAGUUCAACAUUUAAAAGAACAUUUAGACAUUUUGGGAAAAAUAAUAACUUACUCGCUUCCUUGCCAAAAGUAAGAUAAGAAAAUCGAUACCACUCUCGGCUCUAUCCAUAAAGUUUGAGGCUACAGCCAGGAGACAAUUAGCUCAACUUAAACGUAACUUGAAACGGGAAGUGUAAAAACAUAAAUUUGUAGGUUAUGCACCGGACUUUUUCUGGGUGGGGAACAGUGACUUCCUGGACUGUAAAACCGCAAAGUACCCUUAGCGUUAUAUGACAAACAAGGUAUAACUUGCUAAUUAUUUGGAUUUUAUUACCUUUGGACAGAGCCAGGCUAGCUGCUUUCUGACUUAUGCUAAGCUAGGCCUACUGUCUCCUGGGAGCUUCAUGUUUAG
Messenger RNA from Etheostoma cragini (Arkansas darter), 2476 nucleotides. It is a transcript of the gene rpz5, whose product is annotated as rapunzel 5. Bases 327 to 1508 code for a protein of 393 amino acids. The transcript has 2 exons. The record is from RefSeq and is a predicted model, not a curated record. NCBI's taxonomy places the organism in Eukaryota, Metazoa, Chordata, Actinopteri, Perciformes, Percidae.